Cuscuta europaea is the source of this 899-nucleotide messenger RNA. Lineage: Eukaryota; Viridiplantae; Streptophyta; Magnoliopsida; Solanales; Convolvulaceae. The record is from the annotation of a GenBank genome assembly.
GACAAAGUAACCACCUUCGAGCAAUUACCGUUACCGCUUUGUGCCCAUUACCCAUCAGAUCUUAUGAACUGCCCGUGAGACCGAAGUUUUGUUGUUUCACUAUCAGAUACAAAACUCGCGACGUUUUUUCUGCUGCACAAACAAGAUAUGGAAUCACCGAUAGGAGCUUCGCCUACGCCGCGGGGAACGCUCGAGGUUUUCCUCGCCAACGCCAAAGGCCUUGAAAACACCGACUUUCUUUCUAAUAUGGAUCCUUAUGCCAUCCUGAUCUGCCGGACGCAGGAGCAGAAAAGCACCGUUGCAUCAGGUAAAGGUUCUGACCCUGCAUGGAACGAGACCUUCAUCUUUGAUGUAUCUGAAGGAGUUACCGAACUUAGAAUCAAGUUAAUGGAUAGUGAUAAUCUCUCUAAUGAUGACUUUGUUGGAGAAGCAAAAAUCUCCUUGGAGCCUGUCUUUUUAGAAGGGAGUAUUCCACAGCAAUCAUACAAUGUUGUGAAAGACGACAGUUUUUGCGGAGAGAUUCGAGUUGCCCUUACUUUUAAAAGAGAGAUGCAUAGGGCAUAUGAAGCCGAUGAGAGCUAUGGUGGUUGGAAAGAAUCGUCGAGAGAUUACUGAUCAAAAGUUUACUCUGGACUAUUCUAUGCUUAUUUUUAUUUUUUGUGAUACUCAACGAAGUUGAAGAGUUUGUUUGAGAAGUGACAGAUAUAUUUUUUUAGUUGAAUUCUUAAAGUACGAAGGUAAGGUGUUGACAGGGAGUGACCAUGGUAUUUUUUGGAAUGUAUUACUAUCUCACACACAAAAUAACUUCAUACAGCCCGUUGGGUGACCAUAUUUUUUGGUGCAUCAGUUUUAUCAACUAAAUUUUUAUUUCGUAUGUUAAAUUGUGCAAUAAUCAAAAU